Messenger RNA from Glycine soja, 791 nucleotides. RefSeq lists its product as uncharacterized. The transcript has 2 exons. The coding region runs from base 102 to 665 and encodes 187 amino acids. The record is from RefSeq and is a predicted model, not a curated record. Lineage: Eukaryota; Viridiplantae; Streptophyta; Magnoliopsida; Fabales; Fabaceae.
GAUCCCAAUUCCCAACUCAUUCAAACCUCUAACGGCUCCUUGGACUCCUUCAAAACACAGUGACAGAGGGAAACUGUGUUGUCUUUCCACUGUGGUUGGGAAUGCAAUCAGAGACAGAACAACAAUCAUGGAGACUUCACGUCACUGCCAAAGCCAACAAAUUCAACUUCAGACUCAGAUUCGCCGCCGCAACUCACAGAUACAGACCCACUUGGAACCUCUCCUUCUUCCGCAUUUCCAUUCUCCUCAAGCUUCCUAAAUUCGCCUUAAGAAUCAAUUCACACCCCACAAACCCAACACGCGGACGAGGAUUCUUUGCAACCAAAUUCACCAAAAUUCUCCACAGACUUCGACCUCGGUUGCCCAAAAAGAAGGAAUCAAAUGCUCCAUGUCUGAAGGUUAAUGAUCCAAUUCGUAGUGGCUUUUGGAUUAUGGGGAUUCUAGCAUUUCUGGCUCAAAGGGGAAUCGGGAUGCUUGCUUCUGUGGGGUCUUUGUUGCUUUUGUUCAGGAAAUUGAAGAUAGCAAAGCUUGUGAAUUUAGUAACAUUCUUCUUAGUGGUGGUGGGAACAAUAUUUUAUUACCUGUUUGAUUAUAAUUUAGAUUAUAGUUAUAAUAAUUAUUGGCAGUACAUGAGAAGGUCAUGGAGUAAAAUGGUUAGUCUCUAGUGUAUAUGUGUUCAUGUUCGUGAAGAAGGUUUUUAUGCUGUGUAUGUUGUGUUUCUGUCAUUGAUUCACAGAUCUGAUGUUCUUUUCAUUGAAUAUGGAUUUCAAAUUAUUUAUUUUUCCUUGCAA